AUGUCAGACAUAAAUGAAUUCAAAUGCAUAGAAUUGUACAAAGUCAUAUUGUCAUCAAAAAAUCUAAUUGAACACAAAAAAGUUGCUCAUUCAAUUGCUCCGACAAUUGAAAUUAUAGUCCAAUGUGCCAUGUGUUUAUUUACUGCCACAUACACAAAUAUGAAUAUACAUUACGAAAAAGAUCAUAAUAUUAUACAAAGUGUAGAUAAUUUUGAAUUUGAAAGCAUUGAUGGUUUUAACAAUUGGAAACAUGAAAUUGAACUAUCCACACAGACAUUGUAUGUCAAAAACUUUGGUUCCUCUGAAAAAGGAAAUCAAAUUUACAGUUAUUACAAAUGCCACAGAAGUGGUUUCUAUAAUUCAAUAAGCAAAGGUCAACGUCAUUUAAAAACACAGGGUUCUAACAAAAUAAAUGGGUACUGUCCAGCUAGCAUUAAUGUUAUAGAGUCAAAGGUUACUAAAAGAUGUAAUGUUAAAUUUAAUGGCAACCAUAUAGGUCAUGAGAAUGAAAUAGGACACUUGCCUUUAAAUACAUGUACCAGAGAUGAUAUAGCAGCUAAAAUAUCACAAAACAUUCCCUUUGAUAGAAUUUUGGACGAAAUUCGUGAUAAUAUUACCAACAAUCAUUUAGAAAGAACUCAUUUGCCAACUAAGAAAGAUUUAUAUAAUAUUGAAGCUUCAUAUAAUCUCAAUAAUGAGGCAGUACAUCAUUCAAAUUAUGCUACAAGUGUUGGAGCAUGGGUUGAAAAAUUAAAAUCUGAUGACAAAUUAAGCCUUGUUUAUUACAAGUCACAAGGUCAAAUUGACACAAAUUAUUUAGAACUAAAAGAAGAUGAUUUUUUAUUGCUCAUAAUGAAAGAAUAUCAAAAAUCCAUGUUAAACAAAUUUGGAAAUGAUGUUAUUUGUAUCGAUGAAACGCAUGGGAUGAAUUCGUAUCAUUUUAAUUUGACAACAAUCAAGGUUCUUGAUGAUUUAAGAGAAGGAUUUCCAUGCUCUUUUUUGAUUAGUAAUCGAGUUGAUGAAACGGUCUUGAGAAUAUUUUUUGCUGAGAUAAGGGACAAAACCGGUAUUAUUCAGCCCAAUGUCUUCAUGUCAGAUAUGGCUGAAAGUUUUUAUAACGCUUGGAUUGUUGAAAUGAAACCAGGCUCUAUUGUGGAAAUAUAUAAAGUAUUGCGAACAUUACUUCAAGAACAAGAUGCUGAAGCCUUUCGUAGAAUGUUUGACAAUGCUAUAAAUCGAAUGGCAAAAGAUGACGAAACUAUGCAUUUCUCAAAUUAUUUUAUUAGUUAUUAUGCUCCAUCUGUGCAGUCAUGGGCUUAUUGCCACAGACUAAAUGCUGGAAUAAACACAAAUAUGCAUAUUGAAAGAAUGCAUCGGACACUAAAACACAUAUACUUACAAGGCAAAAAGGUGAAGCGACUUGAUAAAUCUCUGCAUGCCUUAAUGAGAUAUACUAGAGGUAAGUCAAUAGAUAGGCUUAUUGUGUUACAUAAAGGUAAAAUAAGUUCAAAAGUAAAAGAGUUGCGCAAAAGGCAUAAGACAAGCAUUUUAAUGUCUCUGGAAAUGGUACUUAAAAAUGUUGACGGCAAGAGUUGGAAUGUUUUAUCAGGAAAAACCAAUGAAAUGUAUGAGAAUUUGACACCGUCUCAUCAUCAGACAUCACCAAACAAAUUAAAAAUAACUCCUCAUCGUCGUUACCAUUCCACUAAAGCUAAAAGAAAUGUAGAAAAAUCAACAUUAAGUAUUGAAGUACCGAACCAAGUAGAGCAAAAUUGUAUAGCUGCAUCUCUAUUAUAA
Molecule: messenger RNA, 1797 nt
Organism: Acyrthosiphon pisum (pea aphid)
Lineage: Eukaryota; Metazoa; Arthropoda; Insecta; Hemiptera; Aphididae
Exons: 4
Coding region: 1-1797 (598 amino acids)
Source: RefSeq, a predicted model, not a curated record